AUGUUAAAGGAGCUAAGGAUGGAGUUGGAGAAAAUGCGUGAAGACUUCACUGCAAACCUUAAGGUUAAAGAAGAUGAAAGGAACUCUCAACUGGAAAAGGUUACAAAUGAUUUGAGCAACUGUAGGUCUGUGUUAGCAAGUAGAGAUGCAACUAUAAAAGAGCUCAAGGUGAAGUUAGAACAGAUCCAUGGAGACUCUACAGCAAAUAUCAAGGCUCAAGAAGCUGAACGGAAGUACCAACUGGAAAUGAUGGCAGGAGAUCUCAACAUGUGUAGGUCUCAGUUAGAGAGUAAAGAUGAAAAGAUUAAGAAGCUCAAGAUAGAAAUGGAGCAAAUGGAUGAAGUCCAUUCUGCAAGUCUCAUAGAUAAAGAAGCUGAAAUGAAUUCUCUACUGGAAAAUGUUACAAGUGACCUAAACAACUGUAGGUCUGAGUUAGCAAGUAGAGAUGCAACGAUAAAAGCACUGAGAAUGGAGUUGGAACAGACCCAAGGAGAUUUUCUUGCAAAUUUCAAGGCUAAAGAAGCUGAAUGGAGGUACCAUUUGGAAAUGAUGACAGGAGAUCUCACCAAGUGUAGGUCUCAGCUAGAUAGUAAAGAUGCAAGACUGAAGAAACUACGAAUGGACUUGGAAGAGUGUCGCUGUAUAAGCUUACAGCAGAAUGAGGAGAUUUCUGUGAUGUUAUUGGUGUUAAAAGACGUUAUCUCUGAGGCGCAAAUGAAGUUUGCAGAUGAAAAGGCUCAAAUAGACCAGACUGAAAAAGAGAAUGAACGGAAUAUUUCCCUAUUGAUGCAGCAGCUGGAGACAAAAAAUGCUACCAUUGAGAGAUUACAGAAAGAUAUUGAGAAGGAGCAUGAGAAUGUUGCAUCUUUGUUGAGAAGAGGUCAGACAUUGGAUGCCAUUGGUCAGCAGCAGCUUUUAAUGCAGAAAGAUCUUGAGCAGUAUGAGGAAAUGAUCAUGGAAUCAUUUGUGUGUGAGAUCUUCUUAAGAGAACAAAUUUUGCAAAUGGAAAGUGUUUUGAAAAAUAAACUGAGGGAAUUAUGCAUCGAACUAGACAUAACACACACUGAGCUGGCUGAGAAAAUCUGUGAAGGGAAUGAAAUUGAAUUUGAACUGUACAUAUGGAGAUCAGUUGCCAAAGGCUUAUUGGUUUAUCUUGAAGAAAACUAUGAAAUGCGUAAAGAGUUAGAAGCUUCUCUUCUUUGA
Messenger RNA from Humulus lupulus (European hop), 1203 nucleotides. RefSeq lists its product as uncharacterized. The transcript has a single exon. NCBI's taxonomy places the organism in Eukaryota, Viridiplantae, Streptophyta, Magnoliopsida, Rosales, Cannabaceae. The record is from RefSeq and is a predicted model, not a curated record. Bases 1 to 1203 code for a protein of 400 amino acids.